UGCUUUACCUUACACCGUCAGUAUGUUACAUGGUAUGAGGCAAAGGUAAGUUACGUGGUAUGAGGCAAAGGUAAGUUACAUGGUAUGAGGCAAAGGUAAGUUACAUGGUAUGAGGCAAAGGUAAGUUGCAUGGUAUGAGACAAAGGUAAGUUGCAUGGUAUGAGGCAAAGGUAAGUUGCAUGGUAUGAGGCAAAGGUAAGUUGCAUGGUAUGAGGCAAAGGUAAGUUGCAUGGUAUGAGGCAAAGGUAAGUUGCAUGUUAUGAGGAAAAGUAUGUUACAUGGUAUGAGGAGAACCGUUCUUAGGUAUUUGCAACCUAAGGGACCGCAUAGGGUAAUUUUGUUUAUCCUACUGCUUGCAAGUCAAUAUAUUUCAGAUUUAAAUAUUUCCUCUGGUGGCGUAAUUAUCAAUAUGGUAAGUGGCUACACAAGAGCAAAGAGCAAACAGUGAUGAAUUAUGUUUUCUCAUCAGCUCUAGGGUAGCUCCGUUAACGAAAUCCCCCCUUCCGGUGCCCCUCCCUACCCACGCUCGAUGCCUAGGGCCCCCAAAAUUCCAAGAAAGGCUCUAGUUAAGGCAAAGGUUCUUUACAUGUUACGAGGCAAAAGCACGUUACCUGGUGUGAGGCAAAUGUAAGGAAACACACGAAAAUAAAUUACAAGGCUUCAUUCCUUGAAAAAACAUAUAUUCAAAUAACAUGAUCUGGCGGAAAACAUUAGGGGUGCUUUAGAUCUUAUAGAUGAUUGGUAUGAGUUUUAAUUGUAGCAAGAAUUAAAAUAAAUCCGACAAUUUCAUAAAGUUAAAACAAGAUAAACACAUAAUACCACAUCACACCACUUACAAUAUAUAUAUAUAUAUAUUUUCAUAAAGUUAAAACAAGAUAAACACAUAAUACCACAUCACACCACUUACAAUAUAUAUAUAAUAUAUAUAUAUAUAUAUAUAUAUAUAUAUUGUAAGUGGUGUGAUCUUUAUAAAUAUAAACAAGCUUAGACAAGACGAUAUGUUUUAUGUUAACUGAUGGAUAUGGGCCUUGGUGGUAACAGUACAAUUCAUUAUCCAUAUUGAAAUAUCUGGUUAUGUUUUUAAGACAUUUUCUAAAUCCAAUUUUUGUCUGUCUGUAGGAAUUCUGUGAACAGCAAGGAUCUGUGCUAGCAACGCUCAAUUCAAAAGAACUUUUGGAAAAAAUACGUUUCAAACUUGAAAAUGGUCAUUCAAUACCAGGUGAGCUGGAUGUAGAUUCAUAUAUAAAAAUUGACAAGUUACAGCUAUAAUAAUAAUUUUUGAAAUAACAGCUGAUAAGAUGAUAGGAGUCAUUUGUGGUACCUUCACUUCCGAUGUGUUGCUACACAAUACAAAUGCUUGGCGCAUUGUUUAAAAUCGGAUUAUAUAAACGUUAUUUUAUUAAAAUGAUCCUCUCCAUUUUAUAGUAAAAUUAAUUUAUAGAAUAUUUAGCGUCCAAAAAUUACUGAUCCUAACUUUAACUAGCGUUUUCAUGUAACGGAUCAACGUUCACCAACACGUUCAGAUGUCCAGGCCACAAUGUGCUUAGAGCACCGUUAACGAUCAUUCAGAGUAUGAUGAAGCAUUCCAUGUGAGCGCAAUUGGAGAUGUUUUUAGGUCAUACUGCCUAAAUCAAAUGUUAGUGCACACAAAGAAGUGGCAAAAUGCGCUGCUGACAGGACAGCCGCUUCAUAUGUAAGCUGCCGUUUCACAUGACAGCGACUCAAUUUUGAAAUUGUUAAUGCGGUAGAUUUUUUUAUCCUAUCGGUCAGCGGUAGACCUUUGCCCGUUUUCAGUCACAGCAAUUUGCUUUAGGAGGCCAAUUUGAAUUAGGAAGCGAUGACUAAGAACUUUCCGCUUGUCAAGAUCAUGGAAUGAGCGAUUCAGUGUGUAUUAGGAGUUGUGAAAAUUGGGUUCUGUGAACGAGUGUAAACUGUUUUCAAGUCAUGGACGGGUGCAAGAAUGAGGGGAUAAACGGGGUGACAACGAGCUUGGUUGAGAGAGUGAACUAGGAAUUUUGAGAAGCGGUUUGUGAGAUAAAGCGAGGAACAGCAAGCAGGACACGUCUUUUGUAUAGAUUCGCUGUGAGAUGUCUUGUCUGAGUUGAAUAGUGUUCUACAUAUGAAUUCAUGUCUCAACUUUACUUUGAACCAGAUUGAUGUUUUAGUGCUGUCAGAAUAAACACUUAAUGUACCAUGAAGCUUUAGUGUUUGUUGACUAUAUCUAGUCCCUAUGACCAACGAGUACAUGUCAUCAAAACCGCUGCAAGAAUCAUAAGACUUCUAGACAACGAAAGAUUUGACAUAGGACCAAGUAUUUGAUGUGAGGAAAAAUAUUUGCCACCGCUAACUGGAGAUACGAAUUGAAUUUUGAGUUGAGCAGAAAAGGGAACAUUCAGUGAAUUAGAGAGAAAAAAAUUGGUUCGACUCUUCUAUUCUCGAAAUUUAGUUUUCAAAUGUAGACUUUAAAUAUUAGAUAAAAGUAAAUUGCAAAGUGCAUUUCAUGGCAAAAUGGGUCUGAAAUUAAAAUAUUUAGAUUUUUUUUUUAAAAAUUGGCUCAAGUUUAUUCCGACAUGAAAACUAUUUGAGAUACUCUUCGAUUCUUUGCCUUUCCGAUGUUUCCAUAACGUAAUAGAGAAGUAUGGGUGAAUCUUGCAUUGAAGAAAUCAAUAAUUAACUUCCGUAUUGACACAGAUGAAAUAAUAUAUACAUGUGUUGUAAAUCAUUUUUUUUUCAUAAUUUUGUUUGAUGUUGUAAAUUUAUUGUCCUGAGAGUUCAGACAUUAUUUGAAGAUAAAUAUUUCUCAAAAACAUUUGAAGCUAGAAACUUAAACAUCCUUCCAUAAAUACCUCUUUUUUUUUUUUAAAUUUUGUUAUAUACGUAAACAUUUAACUGAUAGAUGGUAUUACCUCGAAAUAGCAGUUAUUAAGUAUUGCUAAAUGCCUUUCAUUUUUAUCCCAGUAACAACGGGUCACAUAUUCUAGUAAUACAUAUAAAAAUAUGUUCUCCAGUUCAGCUACUUUAUAUUAGGGCAGAUGAUAGACCUAAGUACUAAAUUACGCCCUAUGAUUUUGAGUGUAUUGACUUAGAAAUCAUGCACAAAUCUCCUUCAAAAUAAGCAGUUUACCUUAUUAGGCCCCGGUUUUCUUAAAGAAUCUGCUUAAAGCAAGCGUUUUGUAGCUCGUAAUAAAGUGUAGUAAAACGUGGAAAUCCAUUUUAUGGCCUUUUAAGACAUUUGGACUCUAAAUUUAAAUGUUAUUUUAUUUAACAUUUCUUUUUUUUUUUUUUUUGCCAUUUUUUUUUUUUUUUUUUUUGCCAUCCUAACUCUUGCAACCAGAGGGCUGUGGGAUGGACAUUCCCGGUAUAAAAAAAAAAUCGAUACAAAUUGUCUUGCUUCUUUCAUAGCCAUUCUGGGCCACUUUUUGUCCGCCGGCCGUGAAUGGACACCCCUAAUGUAAACAACACUAUAAACUGUUUGGCGUCUUUCAUAUCCAUAUUGGGCCUGUUUCCGUUUGCCGGCCGUGGGAUAGACGCCCCUGGAUAAACCACGUCAAUAGAGCUUGUUUGGAUGCUUUCAUGGUCAUUCUUGGACACUUUCCUUCCGCAAGCCAUGGGAUUGGACAGUCGUUGAAAUAAACAAUAUCCAUAUAGUUUGUUGGGCUUCUUUCAUAGACAUUCUGGUCCCACUUUCCGUCGGCAGGCCGUGAGAGCGACAGCACUGGUAUAAAUCACAUCAAUGACCAAAGUUAUAGCUACAAUGGAUUAUUGUUAUACUUCCACAAACGCCAAAAAAACCCACGCAAAAAGCCUUUAAAUUUAUAUUUUAACAGAGAUCAACUCAAACGUUUUCUCCCUGAUCGAAAUAAACCAAAAACUGCAACCUUAUGUCUAAACAAUUGAAAAGAUGAUAAUAAAAGAUUUUGUUUUAAAAUUCUUCUAUUAAAAUGUUGUUUUUUUUGUUUUUUUUAAGGGUAGAGUAAACAACAAUUAUUGUUACUAUAAUAUUAAAAUAUAUGUUUCUAAAUAUCAAUUACGUUUUUUUUUGUUUUCACAGCGUGGGUUGGAGCCAUUGAAAGUACAGAGAAGGGAAAACACACGUGGAUUUCCAACAAUGAAACCGUUAAGAGCUCGAUCAACUCUAAUGCUUUCAAUAGCUCUGAUAUGUAUAAACUUAGAUGUCUUUCGAUUAAAGAUAAUAAAAUAGAGGUCAAUC
Molecule: messenger RNA, 4210 nt
Organism: Lymnaea stagnalis (great pond snail)
Lineage: Eukaryota; Metazoa; Mollusca; Gastropoda; Lymnaeidae
Source: the annotation of a GenBank genome assembly